Molecule: messenger RNA, 3495 nt
Organism: Hyphopichia burtonii NRRL Y-1933
Lineage: Eukaryota; Fungi; Ascomycota; Pichiomycetes; Serinales; Debaryomycetaceae
Gene: MCM2
Product: MCM DNA helicase complex subunit
Exons: 2
Coding region: 1-3495 (1164 amino acids)
Biological process (GO): double-strand break repair via break-induced replication; mitotic DNA replication initiation; DNA replication
Cellular component (GO): nucleus; MCM complex
Molecular function (GO): single-stranded DNA binding; ATP binding; hydrolase activity
Source: RefSeq, a predicted model, not a curated record
AUGUCCAGUCCAAUAGAACAUAACAGAAGGAAGAGACAGGCUGAAGAUGAUGUCGAAGAAGGCAAUUCCCAAGCCAACUCUUCGCCAAUUCCCUCCAGUCCUCCAUUACCCUCAUCACCAGCUAUUCCAUACGCCGACGAAGAAGAAGAGAUUCAUAAUGACGUUGCUGAUUUGAAUCCUUCUGAAGAGGAAGAAGAAGGAGUGGAUUUAAUGGAUGAUAUGGAAAGAGAUUACCGUGCAAACGAAAAGGAAGAUAGAUACGAUAUUUCGAAUAUUGACGAUGAAGAAUACGAAGAGAUGGAUAUUGGAGAUAGAAGAAAGAUUGACGAACGGUUGAAUCGUAAUGAUAUGAUCUUUGGCCGUGAAAGGGGUGCAGACAAUAUGUAUUUAGAUGAUGGUAGUGAACGUGAUGAAGAGCUCAACGAAUUUGGAUUACCAUUCCAAAGAAGAAGAAGAAGAAGAUACGAAGAUGAAGAUGAUGCCAUGCUUGCAGAUGAAGACAUUGAACCGUUUAAUGAAGAGUUGUCAUUGGAAAGUUUGACUGAUGUUAAGGCUGCAAGUAUAACUGAAUGGAUUUUACAGCCUGCGGUAUCCAGAUCUAUUGCCCGUGAAUUGAAAUCUUUCUUAUUAGAAUAUACUGAUGAAAAGGGAAGAUCAGUUUAUGGGGCAAGAAUUAGAACUCUUGGUGAAAUUAACUCUGAAUCUUUAGACGUCAAUUUUGCCCACUUAUCAGAAUCAAAGAGUAUUUUAUCAUUAUUUUUGGCUACUUCUCCAACUGAAAUGUUAACUAUCUUCGAUAAUGUUGCUAUGGACGCAACAGAAUUACAUUAUCCUAAUUACUCACAAAUUCAUUCUGAAAUUCAUGUUAGAAUUACUAAUUAUCCAAAUUAUUUAAAUUUGAGAGAUUUAAGAGAGAAUAAUUUGAACCAAUUGGUUAAAAUUGGUGGUGUUGUUACAAGAAGAACUGGUGUCUUCCCCCAAUUGAACUAUGUUAAAUUCAACUGUUUGAAAUGUGGUCAUUUAUUAGGACCUUUUGUCCAAGAUGAUAAAUCUGAAGUCUCAAUUUCUUAUUGUACAAAUUGUCAAUCAAAGGGGCCAUUUAGAAUUAAUUCACAAAAAACUCUAUAUCGUAAUUAUCAAAGAUUAACAUUACAAGAAAGUCCAGGUACUGUCCCAGCUGGUAGAUUACCAAGACACAGAGAAGUUAUCCUUUUAGCUGAUUUGGUUGAUAUAGCUAAACCCGGUGAAGAAAUUGAAGUUGCUGGGAUUUAUAAAAAUAAUUAUGAUGGUAAUUUGAAUAUUAAAAAUGGUUUCCCAGUUUUCGCUACUAUCAUUGAAGCAAAUUCAGUUAAACGUAAAGAAGUUGGGUUAAAUAAUGAAGAUUCAUUAAAUGCCUGGACUGAAGAAGAUGAAAGAGAAUUUAGAAAAUUAUCUCAAGAACGGGGUAUCAUUGAUAAAAUUAUAUCAUCGAUGGCUCCUUCAAUUUAUGGACAUAAAGAUAUUAAGACCGCUAUUGCAUGUUCAUUAUUUGGUGGGGUUCCUAAAGAUGUUAAUGGUAAACAUUCUAUAAGAGGUGAUAUAAAUGUUUUAUUACUUGGUGAUCCUGGUACUGCAAAAUCUCAAAUUUUAAAAUAUGCUGAAAAAACUGCCAAUAGAGCAGUUUUUGCAACUGGUCAAGGUGCUUCAGCUGUUGGUUUAACUGCAUCAGUUAGAAAAGAUCCAAUCACUAGAGAAUGGACUUUAGAAGGUGGGGCAUUAGUUUUGGCUGAUAAAGGUACCUGUCUUAUUGAUGAAUUCGAUAAAAUGAAUGAUCAAGACCGUACUUCUAUUCAUGAAGCUAUGGAACAACAAUCUAUUUCUGUUUCCAAAGCUGGUAUAGUCACCAGUUUACAAGCUAGAUGUUCAAUUAUAGCUGCUGCAAAUCCAACAACUGGUAGAUAUAAUUCGACUUUACCUCUUUCACAAAAUGUUAAUUUGACUGAACCAAUUUUAUCAAGAUUUGAUAUUCUAUGUGUUGUUAGAGAUUUGGUUAAUCCUGAAGGUGAUGAAAGAUUAGCAAGUUUUGUUAUUGAUUCUCAUAUGAGAUCACAUCCAUCCCAAACUGAAGAUUUAGAGGAUGAUGAACAAGAACAAGAAAUUGAAGAAGAUGACGAUGAGAUGAUUGAAGAUACUCCUCUGAAGAAAACCAAACAAACCAGAAAACAAAAGAUAAGUCAAUUAAAUAAACAACGUGAAAACGAAAUCAGUCCAAUAUCACAAGAGUUAUUGAUUAAAUAUAUCAAAUAUGCCAAAACCAAGGUUCAACCGAAAUUACACCAAAUGGAUAUGGAUAAAGUGGCCAAGGUUUAUGCCGAUUUAAGAAAAGAAUCCAUAACAACUGGAUCAUUUCCAAUUACUGUUCGUCAUUUAGAAAGUAUCUUAAGAAUUGCUGAAGCAUUUGCUAAAAUGAGAUUAAGUGAUUUUGUUAGUCAAAAUGAUUUGAAUAGGGCAAUAAAGGUAAGUAUUGAUAGUUUUGUGGGAGCUCAAAAAAUUACCGUUCGUAAAGAAUUGCAAAAAUCAUUUAUGAAGUAUACUUUACCUACUAGAAAGAAGACUAUUGAAAACAUCAAGCAGUGCAAGUAUAUACCGGAGUCAGACGUUGAAGAAAUCUGUAGCAAAGUGAUUGAAUUACUAGUACAAGAAGCCAACAUCCAAUACGUUGAUACACCAGUGACCAUUUGUGGAGACAUCCAUGGCCAAUUACAUGAUUUGCUCACGUUAUUUGAGACUGGAGGAGAGUUACCAGAGACGCAGUAUCUAUUUCUAGGAGAUUUUGUUGACCGAGGAUUUUACUCGUUAGAAAGCUUGUUAUUACUAUUGAGUUAUAAGGUAAGAUAUCCAGAUAGAAUCACCUUGAUAAGGGGCAACCAUGAACUGAGACAAAUCACUACAGUGUAUGGAUUUUACGAUGAAUGUAUCCGAAAAUACGGAAAUGUGAAUGUAUGGAGAUACUGCAGUGAAGUAUUUGAUUAUUUAUCAUUGGGGGCGAUUGUUGGUGGUAAAGGAGGGGUUUUCUGUAUACAUGGAGGGCUUAGUCCUGAUAUUGAUACCAUUGAUCAAAUCCGAAUACUAGAUAGAAAGCAAGAAGUACCUCACGAAGGAGGAAUGUGUGAUUUGCUUUGGUCCGAUCCAGAAGAUGUACCGGGAUGGGCCAUUAGUCCUAGGGGGGCCGGAUUUCUUUUUGGAGAGAAUGAAGUUAAUAAAUUCAACAAUGUUAACGAUAUCUCAUUAAUUGCAAGAGCUCAUCAAUUGGUAAUGGAAGGUUAUAAAGAAAUGUUCAAGAAUAAGUUGGUUACCGUAUGGCUGGCUCCCAAUUAUUGCUAUAGGUGCGGGAAUAUUGCUUCGGUACUUAAAAUAGAUGAUGAAUUAUCAAGAGAGUACAAGGUAUUCGAAGCUGCACCCCAAGAUAUUUCUAGUAUUCCUUCCAAAAAACCGGUUAUUGAUUACUUUAUAUGA